Messenger RNA from Pieris napi, 2347 nucleotides. RefSeq names its product zinc finger protein chinmo (gene chinmo). Gene Ontology annotation, cellular component: nucleus. The coding region runs from base 272 to 1564 and encodes 430 amino acids. The record is from RefSeq and is a predicted model, not a curated record. Gene Ontology annotation, molecular function: protein binding. The transcript has 7 exons. NCBI's taxonomy places the organism in Eukaryota, Metazoa, Arthropoda, Insecta, Lepidoptera, Pieridae. Gene Ontology annotation, biological process: regulation of transcription by RNA polymerase II.
UUCUGCAUUCGACCGGAGUGUGGAGUUUUCGGCGGUCGCAUUCGCGAGCGAGGCUCACGGUAUUCGACAGUUACGACGCGGCCGUUCUGCGCAUAGCGAUAGGCGUGCGCGUUGCAAUAUGCGGAAGUGAGCAGACAUCGCCCGGAGCUAAUACUAGUGACAAGUGAUUCUCAGUGUACGCACUCUCAGUGAAACGAACUAUGCCAUUUGUGCACGGCUCGGCUGAGCAUUGAUGAUUUGAAUUCAAUUGGGACUGCAAAUUUGGAAUUUCAUGGUUUCGAGGGCAGAUAUUCGAGGAGGCCCGGGCAUGGACGCUCAGCAGCAAUACUGCUUGAAAUGGAACAGCUUCGGUUCGAACCUGGCCACCUCGUUCGCGAACCUAUGGAACUCCGAGAGCUUAGCCGACGUCACACUUUACUGCGAAGGUCGGCAGUUCAAAGCACACAAAGUGAUACUGGCGGCUUGUAGUAAACACUUUCAAGAGCUCUUCGAUUCCGCCCCUCCCAGCCAUGCAGGCGCCUGUUACGUCAUACUGGAAGCCACCUCGGCAGAUAACAUGCAGGCCCUCCUGGAGUUUAUGUACAAGGGCGAAGUGCAUGUCAGCCAGAAUGCUCUCUCCAGCUUCCUCAAAAGCGGGGCGAACUUACAGGUAAAAGGCUUGUCAAUGGAAAUGUCCCAAGACGCAUGGAUGAAGCAUCAAACCCAGCAGGUGUCUGGCGAUCGUGUCGAAACCCGUGUCAAGACCAGCCCAGUUUCCGGAUCCGGCAAUUGUGAGGUUCAGGAGUCGCCAGCAUCCCACUCUACUACUUUUGCCCCAAUAAUACCACCAUACGGCAUACCCAUACAUGGAAGUGGUGGUGGGAUGGGACGGUAUGCGCCCCAAGCUCACCUGCAUUCUUCGUCGCAUAGACGGCCUGCACCGCCUAAGCAAUCGCCUUCACAGAGCCCACUGACUAGGAAUUACAGACAAACCUCAUCAUCAUCACAUUGCGGCAGCGUAGCUGAUGAACCAGAUACGCGAUCAUCACCAGGGGCAAGCGUGAAGUACGAAGAGAAUCCAGAUUGCACGUCCAGCGUCGCUAACCCUAUAAAGAACAAUGGCUACGAACGGUUUUCAUCAGUUAAAGAAGAGAUAAUGGAGCGCUUACCAACGGAUCAGGGUGCUGAAGAUUUACGGAUAAAAAACGAGAACGAAUACCACGGCGGUGGGUACAACAACUCAUCUCCCCCAGCGCCAAUACCUACCACUAACUACCACGACCCGCAGACUUCGCCGCCCAAACCCAGCCCUGACCUCUGGCCGCCCAAGAUCAUCACCAGCAAGUCUGGUGGGAUCGCUACUGCUGACGGAAAGAAACUAAAAUGUCCAUACUGCGAACGGCUUUACGGCUACGAGACGAAUCUGCGCGCUCACAUCCGGCAGCGGCAUCAGGGCAUCCGGGUGCCAUGUCCGCACUGCUCGCGAACAUUCACGCGUAACAACACAGUGCGGCGACACAUUGCCCGCGAGCAUCGUCAUCAGGUCACGCCGCACCAAGGACCUUUGCCCAACCACACCCAGUAAAUCAAAAAAUCUACCUCUUCUCUUCUUUGUGACCCUGGUGUGACAGUGAAUUAAACUGGCAUUUUCUAAAUAUUAAAAACCUUUUUGAGAUUUUUUCUACAUCAGGCCUUUUAUAUGGCGUUUAGCAAAAAAUAAUAUUUUUUUUACAAAAUGUGGGUACUUUACUUUUUUCAUAAAUUCUAUUUUUAAAAGUUAUUCAAGGUUUAGUAUUGACGCAAUAGAUUAAUUAAUUGUAUUUAAAAAAACUUUUUACAAAAUGCGGGUACCUACAAUUUUUGAACAAUUUAUUAAAACCCAAUUUUUUAAUUAAAAAAUUGCAAUACUUUUUAAAGUUUCAAUAAAGUUUCAUUCACUGUCAACAGGUUCACGGAAUCCGGCCGGUUCGGAUUCCGCGCGAUUCCGAGCCGCGCCAUACAAUAUACCUCGUUUAUGCAUAUUUAUGUAACAGUCUACCUCAAAAUUUGAUCUUAGAUUUUUAAGAUUUGGAAUCGUUCUAAUUGUUACUUAAUUCAUGUCGCUGUAUCCUUCAGAGUUACCUUUAUUUUUACCUCAGUCGAGAUGGUCAAAGGCUUAGAAUGUAAAUAUUAGGAGAAAGUAUAUAGCCUGGCCCAUCGAGACAUUACAAUAGACUGCAAAUCCGGGUUAAUUUUUUAACGCAUCUGUGAUACAAUAGAACAGGCUUUUAUUUAGUAUUGUCUUUAAACUUUUACACAUUUAAAGAAAACAAUUUUUUACCGGAUUGAAGUUAUGUAUGUAUAAACUUAUAAUUAUUUUACAUAAUUA